Molecule: messenger RNA, 1137 nt
Organism: Colletes gigas
Lineage: Eukaryota; Metazoa; Arthropoda; Insecta; Hymenoptera; Colletidae
Gene: Bem46
Product: protein ABHD13
Exons: 5
Coding region: 1-1026 (341 amino acids)
Cellular component (GO): membrane
Molecular function (GO): palmitoyl-(protein) hydrolase activity
Source: RefSeq, a predicted model, not a curated record
AUGUCAUUUUGUGUACGACUUGCUCGCAGUAAGCCCAUCCGUGUAUUAAGAAAUAUAGCUAUGAAAUGUUGGGCAUUCUCUGGAACGUAUAUACUUGCCUGUUUUCUUCUGUAUUGGUUGUACGGUGGACUGUAUGCUUUCUUUCUUCUUUGUUUCGCCACUACAGGUAUACUGUACCAUAGGGAAGAUCAGCUCGUGUAUCGUCCAGAAUGGCCAGCCAGUUCACGGGUAUAUGUUCCUGCGCCUUCGAUAUUUAAUUUACCUUAUCAAAGUAUAUACAGUAGAUCAGGAGACGGUACAAUGUUACACAUGUUCUUUAUUUCUCAACCAGAGGACAGAGUAAAACAGGUGCCUACGUUAUUAUUUCUUCAUGGCAAUGCUGGUAAUAUGGGCCAUAGACUUCAAAAUGUAGCUGAAUUAUAUCAUAAUAUUCAGUGUAAUAUUUUAAUGCUGGAGUACAGAGGAUAUGGGCUAUCUCAAGGUUCACCAUCCGAAGAAGGUUUAUACAUGGAUGCUUGUGCAGGAAUUAAUUACUUAUUUAGUAGAAACGAUAUAAAUACUAAUGAAAUUAUCGUAUUUGGAAGAUCAUUAGGUGGAGCGGUAGCUAUCCACUUGGCCACAAAACCAGAGAGCUCUCAAAAAAUUUGGUGUCUUAUUCUUGAAAACACCUUCACCAGUAUUCCCGAUAUGGCUGCAUUUCUUUUUGGAUUAAAAUUUUUACAAUAUCUGCCUCUUUUUCUAUAUAAAAAUAAGUAUUUGUCCAUUCUGAAAAUGCAGUCGGUAAUGGUACCUACGUUAUUUAUUUCUGGACUAACGGACACGUUAGUACCACCACGCAUGAUGCAAGACCUUUAUAAAAGUUGUAAAAGUUCAUGUAAGAAAAUUCUUCCAAUCAUGGGAGGUACACACAACGAAACAUGGCGUCAGCCACGAUAUUAUCAAAAUAUAUGCACUUUUUUGAAUGAGUUGAGGGAAAAUCCUCCGACGCAAGUAACGUCUACGCACUGGCAAAUAGACGAUAUAUAAUAACAAAUUACGAAGUUCAUUUUACCUCAAACGCGAUAAUUAUAUAUUUUAAAUAUUGUUCAAUACUAGGUCAAUGUAUUUUAAAAAAUACAGAUGGGAGGAGAGAGAGGG